UCAAAAUGGCUGACAGGGGAAGACAGCUCCAGCCUCAAGAAGGGGGGUUUUGGAGCUCGCCGCAGGCUAAUUACAGCAAAGAAACUCAAAAUCUUUUAAAAGAAAUGAUGAAAGAAUCCAAAUUGACAAACUUCCAGCAGAGGGAGCUUCAAUCAAAAAUGAAAACUGGACAAUCUCUUCCAACAAAAUGUGGACCAACAUUUACUGAAAAAACUAAAGAGCCAGUUGUGGUAAAAGCUCCAAGUAAAAAAAUCAAUCCAAAGACGUACAGUGGUGGAAUCCGGUCAAAGGAUACGAUAGAAGACAGUGGAGCCUAUGAAAGACCAGAAUAUAAUCCACCAGUCAAACCUGGUUAUUCUAAAAGAGAAAAAGAAAGAUUGACUUACAUUAUGCAAUAUGGACACGACCUGCCCCCAAUCGACAAGAGUAAACUGGGAAAAAAGAAAAAGGAACAAGAAGAAAAAACCCAGGAAGAAAAAGAGAGAUUUGAUGAGAUUUUGGCGGAAAUUGAUGAAAGGAGAGCAUUUAUGGACCAGAUGGAGCGCCUUGGACAGGCAGACAAACAUAGACAGGUGGUUGAUACAGAGAUAUCACAGCUUAUUCGAGAAAUGGAAGUGAUUGACAAGAAAAAGUCUGCUGAACUAGAAAGGGCAAUUGCUGAUCAGAAAGCUCAGAGUUGAAGCAAGUGAUGUCAGCAAAUUCACUUUAAUCUGUAUGUUUUGUGCCAAGUGGCCUGUGUUGAGUGGUCAGCAGAGGUAUUGAUCUCAAGGAAAGUGACUUUUGAGUAUGACGGAAGUGAAGAGGAUUAGUCAUGACUUCUUCAACUCAGAGAUGUAAUAUGGUUGUUGACACUUGAAGAGUGGUAUGAGGAUCAUCUGCCAUCCUUCUGACAAGUAGAGUACAGUGCUCACUGUGUGACUACAUGAGAGCUGCUGCAUCUUGUCUCAUCAAGGUCUCUCUUCACAUCACUCUUACAUGCACAGACCCAAAAGGCUGUGUGUGGGCCACUUGAUUGGGAAUGGUCAAGAUCUGUCAUCAAUCUGAAAACCAGAAUGUCCGGAUUUUUGCCUAAACCAUCUCUGUCUAUUGUCCUAAAUGUCUGUCAUCCUCUGUUGAAACUUCUAAUUGUCGGAGAUAAUCUCAUGUAAAUGUUUUUGUCUGACACUCAAGCAGCAAAAACCUUCAUUGUUAACAUUUCCGUCCAUGUGAUAUAUUUAUUGCCAAUGUUAAUGUUUCAGAUACAUAUCUUAUAGUUUUUAUAUCUCCAUCCAUCAGUAUUUAAAAGAAAACAACUUGGUCAUCAAUGCUGUCCUCUGUAGCUCAAUACCAUAUGGUUGAUGUAAACUAAUGUCAUGCAUGUAGUUUCACAGUAAUCACUUUUACUGAGAGUAGCAAUAGCCUGGAACUCUCGCAUUUACAAAUUCCACUGUUGACAGCGCUGUGUUAUUGUAGUAAAGCUGUGCUCAUCUCUCUAUUCUCUGAGAGAUUCUGAUGCAAUGCCGUGUAGGCCUAUGAGGUGGUCAUUGACUGUGAUUGGUUUGAAGCAGCAUCUUGGUUUGUUGAGACUACCAGCCAAGCACAAACACCGUAAAAGUUGGGUUUUUUGGUUCACUUAUUUGUACUUUGAAACAAGUCUUUAUCACUAUCAAUUUUCGAUGAUGAUGAGAUUUCCCAUCCUUUGUGUGUACACAUUAUGUGGUUUGAUUUUAAAGAUUGCUAUUUAUUGUCAAUAAAUUAUACCUGGAAUGAA
Messenger RNA from Lineus longissimus, 1750 nucleotides. RefSeq names its product UPF0193 protein EVG1 homolog. The transcript is spliced from 7 exons. NCBI's taxonomy places the organism in Eukaryota, Metazoa, Nemertea, Pilidiophora, Heteronemertea, Lineidae. The record is from RefSeq and is a predicted model, not a curated record. Bases 6 to 680 code for a protein of 224 amino acids.